Molecule: messenger RNA, 558 nt
Organism: Onychomys torridus (southern grasshopper mouse)
Lineage: Eukaryota; Metazoa; Chordata; Mammalia; Rodentia; Cricetidae
Product: translation initiation factor IF-2-like
Exons: 3
Coding region: 1-510 (169 amino acids)
Source: RefSeq, a predicted model, not a curated record
AUGGAGGUGGUGGACGCGAUCCCCACCACCACCACUCCCCCAAGGACACACAUCCCUCACUCCAGAGAGCGCCACAAAGGAUGCCUGCUGUUGGCAUUGACUUCUGCUGUCGGGGACGCCGGGGAAGAGGGAUGUCCUCCGCCUGGCUCAAGCCCAGGCGCCCAGGCAGGGUCUCCGGGGCAGGGCACUCGCCCUGGGCGCCCGGCGCAAGCCAAGCCGGCGCCAGCCGCAGCCAGUCCCUCCCCACCGUCAGGACAGAACCUGCGGCGCCCGGGAGUCACCUCCGACCCUGGAACCCCUCCCGCCUCCGCUCACCGCCGCCGAAAGCCCCGCUCCGCACAGGCUCCCGUCCACCCGCCAGGGAAGCCCCAUCCCGCCGGGCACGCGGGCAAGCCCCGCCGCCGCCCCAGGAGCCUGGUCCUGCCUGGAUCACCACUUUGCUGGCGACAUCUGCAAGGCCUUGGACGUCGGAGAGAUUCCUGCAUGUGGAGAAAGAAGACUCGGCUUUGAGUCUAACUGUGGCCAAAGGGUAGAAGGUAAACAGUAAACUAACCAACA